Messenger RNA from Leptonychotes weddellii (Weddell seal), 4472 nucleotides. NCBI's taxonomy places the organism in Eukaryota, Metazoa, Chordata, Mammalia, Carnivora, Phocidae. The record is from RefSeq and is a predicted model, not a curated record.
UAGGUAUUGGGGGAAGGGGAGGGAUCAACCGAAAAGGAAUGAAAGUGGUUUAAAGCUUAAAUUUCAGUGUUUGCUGUUCAUAUAGAGUUCCACUCAUGAGUUACUAGUACAUUUACAGGCAGUAAAGCUUCUCCAGUCUAAAAAUGUCUGAAAACUAAAUUUGGAUUAACUCUUGAUACAAACAGUAAAUUGAAAAUGCAGCUUGUGACCUUUUAAAUUUUUAUUCUCAAAACACUUUUUUUUUUGCCAUCCACAUUUUUAAUAAUUGUAUUAUUUAUAUUUAAAGCUGAAAGGGCUCAACUAGCAUUUGCUGUUAAUGACCAGUAUGUGGAGUCUGCUUUAUAUUCCCAGAAUUGACUUUUUGGGUUGUAUUGUCCAGUCACAGUCCUAAGGGAUGAAUGUUGAAUGAUGCACUAUGUUUUUGUUUAAGUGAAAUUUCCUGAAAAUAAUUAAUUGCAGAAUUAAGGGAAAUUGAUGUUACUACCAUGACACAUCAUUAAAACACAUAUUUUUAAAGCUGAAGGCAUUUCAAGGAGAUGUAGUUCUUGAUGAAGCAGAAAGGACAUGGGCCUGGGAUUUGGAAGACCUGGCUUCUAGCUGCUACUAACUCUAUGACUCUGGGAAAGUGGGCCUCAAGUUCUUUUUUUCUAUAACAUGAAGAGAUUGGACUAUUUGAAAUCAGAUUCAGAACUCAGAAAUUGGAAGGGAUCAUAAAACCCUCUAAGAAAAGAGUUUGGGAAUGUUCUCCAUUGCUGUCACUUUUCCUCCAAAAAUAACCUGGCUUGAAAGUCAUUGUUCCAAAGGGAAUUUGAUUCCCCAUAGAAAUUGGAGACAAGGUAAUGCAAUUAGAGAGGAACAGCUGUAUUUCUGCUUGAGUAACAAACCCACUAACAGAUUCUGGUACGAAUUUUGGAGACAUAAAGAGAAUGAGUGUAUGUACCUUAAGUGUACCAGUUUCCUCACUCUCUCCUGGCAGACGAUGCAGCACUUUUAGUGGUGCUGGGAUUCUGGGAUGUGUUCCUAUUAAUUCGAAUACAGAUGAAGAAGAUGUGGUAGAGGGAAAGAUGGUGGCAGAAGGAAUGGAUAAAGAGGCAAAAUUGCCUGCUAAAAAGAAAAGAAAGAAGGGUUUACGGAUUAAGGGGAAAAGGCGAAGAAAAAAACUGAUCCUUGCGAAAAAGUUUAAGGAUUUGGGAUCUGGGAGGCCUGUUGCAGAUGCCCCUGCUUUAUUAGCUUCCAGUGCCCAUGAGCAGGAUGAAGAAAGUCUUUUUGAGAGCAAUAUAGAAAAACAGAUCUAUCUACCUAGUACCAGAGCCAAGACCUCCAUUGUAUGGCACUUCUUUCAUGUUGACCCCCAGUAUACCUGGCGAGCUAUUUGUAACCUCUGUGAAAAAAGUGUUAGCAGGGGCAAACCAGGCAGCCAUCUGGGGACAUCUACUCUACAACGACAUCUGCAGGCAAGGCAUUCACCUCACUGGACCAGGGCCAACAAAUAUGGAGUCACUAGUGGGGAGGAGGAUUUUACUUUGGAUGUGCCUUUAUCUCCCUCUUCUGCUGGAAGCAAUGGAAGCUUUGAAUAUAUGUCUACUGAUCCAUUAGAUGAAAACAGAAUGGGUAAGAAACGUGAUAAAUCAGUAUCUGAUGCCCUGAGGGCAGAAAGAGGGAGAUUUCUCAUCAAAAGUAAUAUUGUCAAGCAUGCCUUAAUUCCUGGAACAAGAGCCAAGACAUCUGCAGUUUGGAAUUUUUUUUAUACCGAUCCUCAGCACAUCUCAAGAGCUGUGUGUAAUAUAUGUAAAAGAAGUGUGAGCCGGGGUAGGCCAGGUUCUCACUUAGGAACUUCAACUCUUCAACGACACCUGCAGGCCACACAUCCCAUCCAUUGGGCUGUUGCCAACAAAGACAGUGGUGCGGUUGGAAAUGGAUUAGAUGAGGCUGACACUGAGAGAAAUGAUCUCUUAAGCGAUCCUCUGCAUGGAGAGAAGUCUACAGGCAGCCAUGAUUUAACAGCUGAGGACCUUAGUGACUCUGAUUCAGAUGAACCUCCUGUGUUAGAGGUUGAAAAUAGUAGAAGAUCUGAGAGUCCUAUUCCUGUAGCAGAGCAAGACACGCUGACACACGCACAGGAGAGAGAAACAACGUAUUCUGAAAAUUCAGUCUCAAGUCAAAUAAGUCAGGCAAUUAUUCAAAUGAUUGUGGAGGAUAUGCAUCCUUACAACUACUUCUCAACUCCAGCCUUUCAGAGGUUCAUGCAGAUUGUGGCCCCUGACUAUAGGUUACCAUCUGAAACUUACUUUUUCACAAAAGCCGUACCUCAAUUAUAUGAUUGGGUCAGAGAAAAAAUUUUCUUAACUUUGGAGAAUGUUCAAAGCCAAAAGAUCCACCUGACUGUGGACAUAUGGACCCAUGACCCAUCCACUGACUAUUUCAUUGUGACUGUACACUGGGUCUCUUUGGAAACUGCACCUUCUUCCAGUAAUGGCAGGAUCCCCAAUUUCAGAAAGUGGGCAGUACUUUGUGUAACAGGGUUGGCCAAAGACUGCUUGAUAACCAACAUUUUACAAGAAUUAAAUGACCAGAUUGGUCUGUGGCUUUCUCCUAAUUUCCUUAUUCCUAGCUUCAUUGUUUCUGAUAAUUCCUCUAAUGUGGUACAUGCAAUCAAAGAUGGCGGUUUUACCCAUGUGCCGUGCUUCCUGCAUUGUUUAAAUAUAGUCAUUCAGGACUUUUUUUGUGAGCACAAAAGCAUUGAGAAUAUGUUAGUAGCUGCUAGGAAAACCUGUCAUCAUUUUAGUCAUUCAGUCAAGGCCCGUCAGAUUCUGCAGGAGUUCCAAAAUGAUCACCAACUUCCAUGGAAGAAUUUGAAGCAGGAUGAAACUGGCCAUUGGAUUUCUACCUUUUAUAUGUUAAAAUGGCUCUUGGAGCAUUGCUACUCAGUUCACCAUAGUCUUGGUAGAGCUAGUGGAGUUGUGCUCACCUCCCUUCAGUGGACUCUAAUGACUUACGUUUGUGAUAUUCUGAAACCAUUUGAGGAGGCCACCCAGAAAGUGAGUGUCAAGACCACAGGAUUGAAUCAGGUGCUCCCCCUAAUCCAUCAUCUGCUCCUUUCUCUGCAGAAACUCAGAGAAGAUUUUCAAAUAAGAGGUAUUACUCAGGCACUCAAUCUGGUGGACAGUUUAUCUCUGAAACUUGAAACUGAUACCCUACUGAGUGCCAUGCUUAAAUCUAAGCCCUGUAUCUUGGCUGCUUUGUUAGAUCCUUGCUUUAAAAACAGUUUGGAAGACUUUUUCCCUCAAGGUGCUGAUUUAGAAACUUAUAAGCAGAUCCUUGCAGAAGAAGUUUGCAAUUAUAUGGAAUCUUCAGAGGUCUGCCAUAUUGCAACUUCAGAUGCUUCUGGUCCCUCAGCCAUCGUAGGAGCUGAUUCGUUUACCUCAUCUAUAAGAGAAGGCACCUCCAGUUCAGGGUCUUUUGAUAGCUCAGCUGUAGAUAAUGUUGCCAUUGGAAGCAAAAGCUUCAUGUUUCCUUCUGCCAUAGCAGUAGUUGAUGAGUACUUCAAAGAGAAGUAUUCAGAGAUCUCAGGAGGUGACCCUUUGAUUUACUGGCAGAGGAAGGUGAGCAUAUGGCCAGCUUUGACCCAAGUUGCCAUUCAGUAUCUAAGCUGCCCCAUGUGUAGUUGGCAGUCUGAAUGUAUCUUUACUGCAAAUAGCCAGUUUCACCCAAAACAGAUCAUGAGCCUGGACUUUGACAAUAUAGAACAGCUGAUGUUUUUGAAAAUGAACUUGAAAAAUGUUAACUAUGAUUAUUCUACAUUGGUUCUGAGCUGGGAUCCUGGGAAUGAAGUUAUUCAAAGCAAUGAAAAAGAAAUACUACCUUAAUUUCUUUUUCCUUUUUCCAUUUGAAAUGGGCAACUUGUUGCUAUGUUACUGUAUCCUAAUUGCUAUAGUUGUUAUAUAUAGUUAUACUAAUUAUUCUUUAUACACAAAUCUGGGGAAACCUGAAAACACAAAACGUGCUGAAAAUUCCUCAGAGGAUUAAUAAUAAUGCUGACAAAGUGAAGAUUAAAAAUUUCACAGUAGUAACUCAGUGUAGCUGUCUCUUGAAAUUUUGUUUAUACCAAUUAAGAGAGAAAAGAUAUUUUUUAACUUAAAAAAUAUAGUGCAGCAUUGAAAGGCUUUAGGCUAUUUCUGGCUGGUAGAUUGAACUUGUAAUUUGGUUUUAAGUAAAAGUUUCUACCAUCAAGUUUGAUUGCUCUGAAACCAGUGAAAUUGAGGGAAAAACGCAUACUAAGCUGGUAUUCCUCCCCCUCUCUCCCAUUUUUCUAGUUUUUUAAAAACCCUGAUCCAUACUUACAGCUUGGCAAAAACAAAACUCAUGAAAUUUAGAAAUUUCUAAUUGCCUCCUCAUACUGGUCAGCUUUAUCAUUUCAACUUACUGAGUGUGAUAGAGUUACCCUUUAUAUUUAGGAUUGGAUCUAUGUAAAA